Anopheles bellator is the source of this 2779-nucleotide messenger RNA. It is a transcript of the gene Aplip1, whose product is annotated as JNK-interacting protein 1. Gene Ontology annotation, molecular function: protein binding. Lineage: Eukaryota; Metazoa; Arthropoda; Insecta; Diptera; Culicidae. The record is from RefSeq and is a predicted model, not a curated record. Gene Ontology annotation, cellular component: cytoplasm. The coding region runs from base 455 to 2095 and encodes 546 amino acids. Gene Ontology annotation, biological process: regulation of JNK cascade. The transcript has 5 exons.
UGGAGCAAGGACGGUGUGCACAUCCUCGCGCAGUGCUCCACCGAGUGGUGGCUUUGUGGUGUGAAUUGCGAAAACCUCGGAGUUCCCGGUAGAAGCACCGAUUCAAAGAUCCUUGCCUGGGCAGCCAUACGUGUCGCCGAUUCAGAAAUCGAAGCCACCGCCGAGAAGGCUCCACCCGAAGGUUUUCCCUGCUGGAGGGGUUGCGUGUCGUGUGAAAAUCAUGUGACUGUGUGUGCGUGCGUGUGUGUUUGCUAAGGCCAAGAAGCCAGACCACAUGGGUUGGCGUUGAAAUGACCAACCACCACCCCACCAGCCGUUUGCUGGGAAAAGUGCAGUGAAAGGAUACUUAGCGGAAGUGAACCCAGUGAAGCGCGUAAGGCUUUCACAUCCAACGACGCAGCAACCACCCCUGGGCACCAGAGCCACAUCCGCUCCUGUGUGCGAUAGCGCAACAAUGGCCGACACGGAGUUCGAGGAGCUCCGCCAGAAUCUGGACGCGUUGCCAACGUUCCGCAAGGCUCCGGCACCGUUCUACUCGUUGGUGGGCGAUGUCGAUCUGGACCUGGAGGAUAGCCCAUCGUCGAAGAGCUCCGAUGGUUCCGACCACGAGGAUGACGACUGCGGUCCGACACCGGCAAGCGAGCCGAUGAACCCAGUGCCGAAGGGGACACCGAGCAAGACGCAGCAGAUCAUCCAGACGAUCAGCACCAUCAGCAGCAGCAGCAGUACGGGCGAGGACGACGAAAUCGGCGAUGGGCUGCGCACCACCACCGGAAAGCCAUCGAUCGGAGCCUGCGGUUUGAUCGAUGACUACCCAGAGCAUCAGUCCACUGGCGGUUCGGGACCGGACAGUUUGCUCUCCGUGACGACGCACGGUCAUCCUUCGGUGAGUUCGGUGGACGUACAACAAGAGCCCGCGGGGGGUGACCCGCCAUCGGGAGGAGUUGGUGGAGCUUCGCUCCAUACGUCCGGCGCCACCGGAAGCAGUGCGCAGCUGGCACGGACCAGUUCACUACCGUGGAUCCCGGGACAGGUGGAGAGAAGGCGCCGCAAGCUACCGGAGAUACCGAAAAAUCGUAAAUCUUCCGUUUUGCAGCUACUCAACGGGCAGACGUCACUGGCGGACGAGCUGAGCGCCAGUAGCCGGAAGGUGCUCGGCAGCAAUCCCUAUGGUCAGUCACAGCACCCGACCGGACACGCGGGCAGCUUCUUCAAGCAGAGUUCACUGCUCGCCCUGAAGUGCAGCUAUCUGCUGGACGAAGACUCCAGCCCCGACUCGGAGCGGUUGGCGAGCCUGGGCGAUGUGGACAGUGGGCACAGCACGGCACACUCACCGAACGACUACAAGAGCAUGUCCCCACCGGUCCCGCAGGCCGCGUCCCCGGUUACGUCACCGUUCCCACCGCCGUAUGGUGGCGUGCCGUUCAGCCAGCUGGAGAUGCUGGAGGCGACCCACCGAGCGCUCCACAAGUUCAUUCCGCGCCAUCACGACGAGAUCGAGAUCGAGAUCGGAGAUCCGGUGUACGUGCAGAAGGAGGCGGAAGAUCUGUGGUGCGAGGGUGUGAACCUGCGCACCGGACGCCAGGGCAUCUUCCCGUCGGCGUACGCCGUCGAUCUGGACUACAACGACUUCGAUCCCACCUCGGUCGAGAUGAAGCGCGAACGGUACCUGCUCGGGUACCUUGGCUCGGUGGAAACGAUGGCCCACAAGGGCACGGGCGUGGUUUGUCAGGCGGUGCGGAAGAUCGUCGGCACCGGGACCAGCGAGUCACCGAAGGCACAACCCUGCAUACUGGAGAUCUCCGACCAAGGCCUGCGCAUGGUCGACCGAUCGAGGAACAAGAAAACGAAGGGGCCGUGCAUAGACUACUUCUACUCGCUGAAGAACGUCUCGUUCUGUGCGUUCCACCCGCGAGACCACCGCUACAUCGGCUUCAUCACGAAGCAUCCGACGGUGCAGCGAUUCGCGUGUCACGUUUUCCAGGGUACGGAGUCGACCCGACCCGUCGCGGAGGCUGUCGGUCGAGCUUUCCAGAGAUUCUACCAGAAGUUCAUUGAAACGGCAUAUCCGAUAGAAGACAUCUACAUAGACUAAACUGCGUGCGCCCAAAGGCUGAGCCGGGCAAAUCCCCGUCUAAGUUCACGCUCAACACCGCACCGCAGGCUAUCACCUUGGAGAAGACUUCCAACGUGGCGUUCAGUUAUCGCUUAUUGCCUUAUGUUUCCCUAACCAAGCAUUAGACUUUCGUUCCGAUCGACACGCGUUGGUGCUAAACUUCGACACGCACUGUUGGGUGCUCACCAUUAGAAGCCAUUAGCUUCGUUUGAGCGAUAUGCAUUUUGAUGAGUCCGGCAAACCCGUAGGUUAAGCAAACCCAGAGCAACCAAAGAGAAUAAAUGUUAGAACAGGCGACGAUUAGCGAUCGCCACCGUUCCUGGAACACACGUUCUGGUUCGGCUGGCUAGUGUGGUUCCGAAUGGUUUCUACGUGCUUCCUUCCCGAGAUUUUGUACCACACCCCCCUAUGCCUAUGAAUAUGUUCAUGUCCAUCUUCUGUUGGUUAAGUUAAGGAUCCACCUGCCGACCCGUAGAACCGCACACGCCCCACGCACGCCAACCGAUAGGCCGUUUCUAUAGUGACACCUUUUCUAUCGUCGUUUUGUAAUCACUUUUUGCUUUCCGCAUCUGGCACCGUUUGUAUCUUUUGCAAACGUAGCUUCCGGAAACUCUGCAAAGCAGCGACAGAGGGGUGGGUUUGGUGGGAAAUCUUCGACAACGG